AGUCCACCUUCGUCAUGCGAAUCGUUUUCUCUCAAAUCCAAUACCACUCGCUGCUCGCUCUUGCAGGAACCUUCUGGGAUAGUCAAGCAGAUAAUUCAGCGAAGCUAGAAACGAAGUUGUUUUCUCUGAACGCCCUGGAAUUGAUGCAUAGAAGCGUGCGGAUUCUACCGAUAUGCAAAGUCCAGAACUAGUCAGCACGAUAGCAGCUGGUGCACACCUUGCAGGAUCAAGCCGAACUGAGGCAACGUCUGAUCUGAAGAGUGUUCUAACAUCAAGGCUAACUCAGUACGAACAAACCCUUGGUCGUUCGCCAACUGAUAGAUCAGACAAGACGUUGGAAGAAGUGCAGCUAGAAACCGCCUCCGAAGCCCUUCAUGUGGUCUCUCUCGUUCAAAUUCUCAUAAAUAGGCCUAACGACAAACCGAAUGAAACGCAGGAAACGAGCACAGAAGCCACUCCACAGGAUGGGUAUAUGAUCGGCACACGGGACUUAGCGUACAUGCGGACUCUCCUUUCUAUCACUGUCAAAUGGGGUCUUGAACCGUUACUACAACGGGUCACAGCAGGCAUUCCGAGUACGAUGCCAGUUGGAGCACGAAAGUCUGGCGUACAAGUCAUUGACCUGACGACAGUCCCUGAAAACUACAAGCUUCUUGUGUCGUUGAUUGAUCAACUCCUUGGGAUUAUAUUGCCUAGUGGCGUCUCGGGCCCUAUUCCUUCGACGCAUAUCAGCGUGCUUAUUUUGGACAACUACUUACCAGAUUUGUUCAAACCUUGCAUAACUCUCGGCUGGUUACCGAAAUCUCAAGCCACUGAAUCCGUCAUGCCUGUCGAUCACUUGCGCUCAGUAGUCAUUCAUCUCAUCUCCAUCUUGCCUGUAUCAAAAUCCAUCAAUGCAUUGACCUGUGUUCUAACCGAUUCCUCUAUGCUACCGUACGUUCGGAAGACCUGCAGCUUCUUGCUAGGCAGGCAACUACUCCGGCCUCAUGGUGUCCAAGGGUUAUUCAUAGGCAUCUUUGGAGAGGAGGAAGAAUCCGGUGAAACGGCGCCGUUGGAAAAGCUCGAACACGUUUCUCGUCUCCUUCAAGCGGUUCCCAAAGGUAUCCAGGAAGCGGAUUAUUAUAAGAACAUCACCUCUCAAGUGGUCGCGGUUCUGUCUUCUGUGGAUCAGACUAUGCCUUCCGCGCACAAGCGUGCGGCUGCGUUCACAUUGUCGCGAUUUCUGGGCUCCGAAGCGAACCAAAAGUCGAACAUAGCUUCUCGCAUUCUACUUCCAAUGCUUCAGCGACCAUUUCUACAGGUCACUCGUCAAUCGUCAGAAUUCAUACAAGACUCUACGAGUCAAGAGUUCUCUCCUUCAAAGGCCCUGUCCACGAUACAGACACUACUAAUCAACACUGACCCUUCUCCGACUCUCAUUUCCAGUCUCCUGACCCCGAUUAUUCCGUCCUUGUACUCGCUGCUGAGCACGCUCGAAGAGCACAGGACGUCAGACCCAGCUCUGAAGAUGACUGUAAGUGGGCUCCUCAGUACUUGGGGGAGACUUGUGGGAACCGAAGAGGGCAUUGCCUCUAUUUGGCUCGUCAUUGAAGGGGAAGGAGGAUAUUGGAAGGUUGACGUCGCGGGAGAAGUCACUAGAAUCGAAGAAAGUGAAAACCGUCUGCAUUCGUUAUCACUCUUCACCCCUGAAGACGUGCGGAAGGCGGAGGAAGCUGGAGAAUUCGACGCCGAUGCGAACAUAUUGCACUUACGGCCUGAUCCUGUACAUUUUGUACGGUAUCUAAAGUCGAUAGACCGUCCAGAUGUUACCAGUGAUAUAUUCGUCAAAUUGCUGGAAGCAUAUCGAGGGAGCAAAGGCACGUCGGAUAGUGACCCUAUGAGAACGCUUUUGUACUUGCAAAUAGUCAUGCAGAUCCAAUCCCAGCUUUCAUCAGAUGACUCCUCUAUGAACAUAUUGAAGAAACCAGGUCACAUUCUCACAUUCAUCAAACACGCAUUGGAGACAGCCACAGCUGCACCCGUUGCAACUUCUGCUAUGCGUCAACCGAAAUUGAAAUCUUCUGGAGUGCGGAUGGAGGACCUUCGGAUAGUUGAAGAGGAGGAGCCAGAAAUUGAAGAAGCCGAUAGUGACAACGAGGCCGAGGCUGCCAGUGAUGUUGAGUCGGGGGAAGAUGAUAUGACUGCCACAGCUGUGAACUUGCUCCUUUCCAUAUUGGAAGCGAAUCCUGACCUCUCCAUACAAACAACGCCAAUCCUGGAUGAGAUGUUCGACUUACUAGAUCGUCUGGCAAAAACUGGCCCUGAAAACAUCAAGCCUCUAGCUAGAGAGGCGAGGAUGGUCCUGAUAGCCAGAUUAGCUUCUUCUUCGACUCCUUCAGCCAGUGCGAAGUCAAGGCGGACACCUGCCGAAGAGUCGGCUCAGGAGACGUACCAGAAGGCGUUAAAGCUUCUUCAAGAUCCGCUACUGCCCGUGAGAGCCCAUGGACUUCUGCUUCUUCGCCAAUUAGUAUCGUCUCGUUCGACAAAAGAGGGAAAGUUGGAACCGCCUGCCAUAGAUCGUGCACUUAUUCCCGGAAUACUGUCGAUAUUUCUGCAAUCAUUGCAGGAUGAUGACUCUUACAUCUUUUUGAACGCAGUACAGGGGCUCUCUGCGAUGGUAGAUGGAUUCGGCAAGGACACUCUGAAGGGCUUGCUGGAUUUGUAUGCCCAGGGCUUGGAGGGGGUGGGCGGAACUGCCAUGACCAAACAUGAUGUGGAUCAGCGUACUCGAAUCGGAGAAGCUUUGGGCCAGGUUAUCAGACGGUGCGCAGAUGCGCUUCCGGUAUACGCUGACGUCUUGGUUCCUCCGCUAUUCAGGAUCGUCCGGACAUCUUAUCUCCCUACUAUUCUACGAACAUCUGCUCUGUCUCUUCUUGCGCAGUGCGCCAAUACGAACACCUUGGCAUUGCUACCGUACACAACUGAGCUAAUCGAAGCGAUGAUUGAUCUACUACAAAUCGAAUCCGUCCCCGUGAAACCUUCGGCUCCUCAUGCAGGACCCGAAAAGCAAUUUGAUAUGCCUGCAGAGAAGGAAACGAGCAAAGCGACUGUGGAUACACAACCAACCGCUGCCAACUCCAAGUUUCCCCCUUUGCGGCGUGCUGCUCUGUACUUCCUCUCAAUGCUUACAAGGGCAUAUAUUGAACAAAUGUCGGAUGUUUGCACUCGCGUGACGUAUAUCUUACCAGCGCCGCUGGUACGCCGAGCGAAGCUUACUGUGGGGUAUGUUGCUGUUACGGAUGAAGAUUCAGUCGUCAGGGUCAUGGCAAAGGAGGUCUUGGAAGGCUUCGAUGGAAUCGACGAAGGCAUGCUGGGAAUUUGAAGACUGGUCUGGAUAUAUUACAAUUACAAAACCUAUGUCGCGAACGAACGAAUAAGAAGUCCGGAAAGGAAUACAAACUGCUGUGUGCAUUCAGACAAGAAGCAUCGCCUUACUCUUCUACCGGCUGCCACUUCUCGACAAUGCCCAAGUUUAUCUUCAUGAACAACUCUUCUCUCCACGAAAUGGAGGGAACAGAGUUCGCCUGUGAAUUUGAAAACGUGAUGGGAAGCAUUCUGGUUAUAAUUGGGCGGCGUUCCCCAGGCAGAAAGACAUUCAAGAAUACCACUCCUGCCCCAUAACUCCACCAGUCUGUCUGCAACGAUCGUUCUUCGUAUUGUCUGCGUUUGUUUAGGAGUUCUUCAUAACCUUCGAAUCUUCGGCGCAUGAAGUCCAAAUUACACUCCAUGACUCUUUCGAUCUCGAAGGCCAGCGGAGCCGGCUGUCCAGCUCUAUACCGAACACUGAGAUGCAGACCCCAAUCACGCUGACGCUGAGGAUGACUUGGAAGGUCCAAAGAUGAAACCAAAGCGUCCGAGAGUGUCGGCAUGUGUUUGUGUAUCCAAGACGUAAGAAGGGGAUAUAAAUCUUUAGUACCCUUCUGGUCUGCAUUCGGCAAAGAACUGAGAAGAGAUAUUGCUUCCUGAUGUCUCUUGCAGUCUGGUUUGUGAUUCUCCCAGUCAUUUCGCUGAUGUUCCAGCGACUAGUCAUGGACACAGUCAACUCAUAACUCUCAACGAGAAUCUCCUGUGACAACGCACACAGUACCGUGCACAUCUACACCCGGAACAGAGGGGCAAGCGAGUGUCCUGCGCAGUCCGUUGAUUCAUACAGUCCACCCAAGCACAUUGGUCGUAAGAAUGCAGUUUGGAACCCAGCCCGAAGUUGGGGGAUAACUAAGAAUAACACCAUGUAAGUUAAGGAAACACUAUAACACGACAGAGAAAACCAGAAACUUGGUUGCUAUACCUUCGGUUUGUCCUGUUCAGCGGCUCCAGACUCAUGAGAUACGGUGUGGGAUUUCAUGGUAGUGGUCAGGAAAGUGAACAAACAGGAGUGAUCGAGCCUUAGGUCAAAACCCCUGAGAUGAGAGCUGACGUAGUAAUAUUCAAUCAUGAUUACUGUACACG
Messenger RNA from Somion occarium, 4488 nucleotides. The record is from the annotation of a GenBank genome assembly. Lineage: Eukaryota; Fungi; Basidiomycota; Agaricomycetes; Polyporales; Cerrenaceae.